CAAUUGCCACCAUCAACAAAUAGCAAAGAGUUUGUGGUGAGGAAAAUAUAAAUUUUUUAUUCAUGCCAAGAGCUUCACAUAUAGAACAAGCUUUAUAACCUUGAGCUUUGAAGGAUAAAUGGAGAGUUUUUGGGGAUUUUGUUGGGAAGGUUUUAUUCAGGAGUGGACUUCUGCCCUCUGUUUGCGGCAGGGCGUCUUUACCUCUGCUCUUUUUUGUUUUCUUUUUUCUCGUCGGCGUUGUCGUCGAUCUUUUUAAUUGUAAUUGAUUUCGCCAUUUACAAAAAAAAUAUAUAAAUUUAAUUUGAUAGGUUUAGUUAUUGAAAUAUAAAUUUUCAACGAAUCAAAUGGACAUGUUUACAGGUCAGUUAAAUUUAAGACUAAUACCACUAGGAAACUCGAACUAUCAAGAAUGUGCCAUUUGUGUCACAAACUAUUCAAUAUGACAUUUAUGUCCCCAACCUAUGAUAGUUGCGUGUCAUUUAUAUCCUGACAAUUUCAUUGACUGUUAUAGAUGAUGGUUGACCAGACAGAAGUCAACUUGAACAUUGAGUUUUGUUGACGUAGCAGCCAUGUAGACGUCACAUCAUUGACACCUCAAAAUAAAUUAAAAAUAAAAAAGGUCCUCUCCACUUCCCAGACCCGCCACCUCCUCUUCCCACUCCGUCAACCGACGAUUUCCCUCUCAUCUCUAGUGUCCACCAUCUUUUGUCAUCUGGGUAAACCCACCGUCGCCGCCAAACACCUCUUUUCACCAUCUUCCGUCAACCACGAUGUAUCUUGGCGGGUUUGGAUCUAAAAAUUUCAACAAUGAGCGCCCAAAUUGUUGCCCGCCCAACAUUUGUCCCAAAAUUUUUAUUUAGCCGCCAUUUCUUCCAUUAUCUAAGGGGUCGUUUGCUUCUAGGAUUUUAGAAAAUGAGGGAUUAUGAUAAAACCUUGGAUUUUGAAUAUGAGAGAUUAUGUUGGAUUUUGAAACUUCCAUGUUUGUUUGUAGGAUUUGGUAAUGGCUUUUAGUAGGUUGGAAUUAUGGCUUGAUGGGGGAAAUUACUUUCUUAUCCUUAAUGAACCACUUUUUACUUUACUUGUAUUUUGAAUGUUUUUGUAUAUACAUGAAGAAUUAGCAUAUGUAAAAAUGGCAGCAACAUCCAUACUAUUUGGUCAUAUUGUAUACACGCAAGAAGCCAUUAAAGUAAAUUGAAACUCUCAACCCAAACCAAUAAUGUCGAAAGGAAAAUCAAGGGUUUGGAUUGGAUUAUAAAAAAAGAGGAUGUAAGCAUGAAAUAAUUAAGUGUUGAGCUUCAUAUAAAAGGAAGACAAAACGACGAUAGGCAGAGAUGGAAAAGGUUGCCGGAGCUUUUUGCUGUGUUGCAAUCCCUUGGCAACGAAGAGACAAAGUUGGUGAGAUGAGAGUGUAGACAAAAGUCCUCAGUAGAGAUAAUAAUAACCGAGGGCAAAAUUGGAUUACACAAAAUGAGUGGGGGUAACACGGUCAUUAAACAUCAUGGAUUAUAUCUAUCUUCCAAAAUCCUAGCUAUAGAGGUAAGAUUUUAUAAUCCAUGGGGCCCACGGAUUUUAGCUCCAAAUAAUCCAAUAUUAGUAGACCCCACAGAUUGAAACAAAAUCCAUUAUAUGCUAACAAACAUGGAUUCAUUAUAAAGUCCAACAUAUGUUGGAUUUUGGGCCAAAAUCCAACACCAAAAUACCAAAAGCAAACGACCUCUUACUCUUGACGAUGUUUAUUCCACCCUCCCAAUUUGGCGGCCCUCAAUUCUCCUUAUGCGCCUUCCCAAUCCCUCUUCUUCGUUUCCCCUCAUUAGAAUGAACAAUCCCCAUUCUUCCUCACCUUCCGGUUUUUAUGAGAACAAAGGGAGAGCGACAGCAGUCUCUUCUACUACGCCGCCGCCUGCACAAAGCUCUUCCGCUGCCCCGUACUCGUCUUCUCCCGGAUCUACAACGAGAUCUGUCUCCCCCACCAUCAACAACUUCACCCUGCCUCUAGAUAUCUUCAUCAUCUACAAUCUCACCAUCGCACUCCUCUGUUCUGCAGCGAGACUCAACGAUGGUCUAAAAAUGAUGGCAGAGAGAUUGAGAGGCGGCAACGUCUGUGUGGGAGAGGGCGGAGUCUUUCCGACUUUCUUUUUAAGCGGACGAGCAAGCAAUUUCGGGUUUUGGAUUGCGAUUAUUGGUGUUGUGUUUGCGGUAAGGAGCAGGGAGAGGGACUCGCCAAACACCCCCUUCACCAUCUUCUGUCAACACGAUUCUCUCGAUCUCUCUUCUCCGCCCACUAUCUUAUGUCAUAUGGGUAAGCCAUCGGUGGUGAAUUGUGGCGGUGGAAGCCGGAGAAGCCGUCGAUUGUGAAAUGGGAGACGGGAGAGGGAAGGGGAAAUCCCACCAACGAUUAUUCAUUACAUUUAUAUGGAAAAUAAUUAAAAACUAAUAUUAUAAACUCCACUUCAGAUGCCACAUUAGCGCAUACUAGACUUUAUGUUAAAAACUAACAGUCAAUGUCGGUUAACUCUAACGGAAAAAUAGUUUAGGACAUAAAUGUCAUAUUGAAUAGUUUAGGACACAGAUAGCACAUUCUUGAUAGUUCGGAAUUCUUAGUGAUAUUAUUAUUAGCCCUUAAAUUUAACAAGAAAAGCAUCAUAUGGGUACUUGAAACCACCUAUUGACAAGGAUAAUAAGAUAUGGAUACACUCUACUGUUUUAGCUAUUUCUUAAUAUGAAGAAAGGGGGUAAGGGUGGUCGUUAUCGUGGCCGAGGGAAGAGAUGGGGAUAUUAACUUGGAAUACACAAGGGUUUCAACAAAUAGUAAGUAUACUGAUAUGCUGAAGAAAAUAAACAAUCAAAGUAUAGAUAUAGUAUUGAUAAGUUGAUAACACCUAAAAUUGGUUUUAUUUAGCCCUCAUUUCAUAGGUGUUUUCAUGCAAUAAUCAUCAUCUUUGACCAAUUGAGACAGCGUCAUGCUAUAUUUGCUUCUACUUGUCAAAUCCUAAGAUUUAGAAAGUUUUUGUCAUUACUUGGAAAUUAAACUUGAAUUUGAUAGGAAUCUUGUUCAUUCUCAUCCUUCUGUAGGCUAGGUUGUGUUUUCUUUCUUAAUUUCAGGUUCUAGUAUGAUAAGGAAGAGACACGCCAAGUUUCGUGCGAAUCGAAGGUCAUUUGAGGGAUGAAAAGUAGGUGGAAAGAAAAGCCUGCCAAAGUUCACGGUAGAGAACUUCUCCCCAUGCCUUCAAACUCUAAGAGGGGUCCAUGAUGAGUAUAGAAAGUUUAAAAACCCGGCACGCGACCACAACAAGCUAGACCGCGAGAAAAGUUCACGGGCGCGUCAGAAAGAUCGCGGCUGCAAACUUCCCCCAAAAGUUCGUGAUCUCCUUUCAAAUUUCACGGCCGUGAACUCUGCACCAAUGCUACGAACUUCCCCUUCACAUCCAAAUUUUACAACCUCUUGUCAAAGUUCACGACCACGAGAGAGAAAAACAUAGUAUGAGAAGAUGUAGAGUGAGAGUUACGAGCUUGGAGAGUUUUUGGGUGAUUUCUUCUUCAUCCUAACUCCAAAACCUCCCAAGAUUCAAGAAGGGUGAUCAAAGCAAGAAGGAGAAGAAAGAUCUAGCCAUAGG
Molecule: messenger RNA, 3614 nt
Organism: Linum trigynum
Lineage: Eukaryota; Viridiplantae; Streptophyta; Magnoliopsida; Malpighiales; Linaceae
Source: the annotation of a GenBank genome assembly